AUGUUUUCUGGUCAGAUGCAAGGUCAAGACAAGCUUAUGGGUUUUUUUAGAGAUGUGGUGGUAUUUGAUACGACGUUCAACACGAACCGCUAUGGGAUGGUCUUUGUGCCUUUGUUAGGCGUUAGUAAUCAUCGACAGACAGUGUUGUUUGGUUGUGCAUUCCUAAUUGGUGAAACCACGGAUUCAUUUGUAUGGUUGUUAGGGGAAUUCAAGAAAGCCAUGCUGGGUGAGCCACCCAAAAUGAUCAUCACUAAUCAAGAUGCAGCCAUGUCAAAGGCAAUUGCUGUAACUCUCCUGACAACAUUCCAUAGAUAUUGCAUAUGGCAUAUCUUCAAUAAGAUUACAGAGAAACCCAACUUUGGAGAAUGUUUUUCGGAAAUGAAAAAAUGCAUAUGGAGUAUGGACAAGAAAGAAGAAUUUGAUGCAAAAUGGGAGGAAAUCAUCACAAACAAUGGGCUGCAAGACCAUGCGUGGCUGAGCUCAAUUCAUGCUAUGCGGGAGAAUUGGGUUCCAUCAUAUGUAAAACAUGUGUUUUCGGCUGGGAUGUCAAGUAGUCAACGGGCCGAAAGCUGUUAUUCAUUUUUCAAACAAUAUAUUAACCGGAAAAACACAUUGAUGGAAUUCAUUGUAUGUUUUGAGAGAGCUCUUGCUUCACAAAGACACAAGGAGUUAAUGGCUGAUCAUGUUGAUAACAAUGAAAAACCUCCACUGCCAUUUCAAACACCAAUGCAACAUCAAAUGGGAUGCAUUUACACUCGGGAAAUUCUGGAAAUGUUUGAGAGGGAAGACUUUAGAAGUCUUUUAUGCUUGUUCGAACCUGUAGACGAAGAUGAGACGCACUGCAAAUACAAAGUGAGUGAGAGGGUAAAUCCAAGGGUGACACGGAUGAAGGAACUUGUGCAUGAUAAAGAUGUCGAUAAAGCUUAUUGUAGCUACAAAGGAUUUGAAUUUUGGGGUAUUCCGUGCAGACACAUCCUAGCAUUCUUAAGAAUGAAGCAAGUUGAGCACUUGCCAGACAAGUACAUAUUGAAACGAUGGCUUCAAAGUGUGAAAAGCAGUGUAAUAUAUGAUAAGAAUCAUAAAGAAGUUAACGAUGGCGUUGAUGGUUUGCUUUUGGUUAAGAGAUCGAAAGUUUGCAAAGUUGCAAGUGAUUUGAUUGAUUCGGCUUUGUUGUGUGAUGAAGGUUUUGAGUUGCUGGAAAAAUCUUUUGAGGACAUUCGUGGGAAGCUUACAAGCUCUUCAUCUUCCGACACAGUACUUGGUGGUCCAGUUGGUGAGAAUUUGCAGCCCACUCAGAGCACGCAGGACAGUGAACCUACUAUGACAAAGUCAUUUAUGCAAGAGUUUGAUUUCACGUAUGGUCCCGCAGUUUGA
Messenger RNA from Prunus dulcis (almond), 1374 nucleotides. Its product is annotated as protein FAR1-RELATED SEQUENCE 5-like. Lineage: Eukaryota; Viridiplantae; Streptophyta; Magnoliopsida; Rosales; Rosaceae. The record is from RefSeq and is a predicted model, not a curated record. Bases 1 to 1374 code for a protein of 457 amino acids. Gene Ontology annotation, biological process: regulation of DNA-templated transcription. Gene Ontology annotation, molecular function: zinc ion binding. The transcript is spliced from 2 exons.